Messenger RNA from Vespa velutina, 1983 nucleotides. RefSeq names its product retinol dehydrogenase 13-like. The record is from RefSeq and is a predicted model, not a curated record. Lineage: Eukaryota; Metazoa; Arthropoda; Insecta; Hymenoptera; Vespidae. Bases 570 to 1547 code for a protein of 325 amino acids. The transcript has 6 exons.
AAUAUAUAAUAAAUUAUAAUUAUUAACAUUUUGAACAUCAUAAACUAUAUUGUUAUAAUAUAAUUACCUCUUCAAGUUCUAUGUAUGAUCCUGCACCUUCCGGAAACAUUUCAUCUGCCACAAGAGUCGGCUUCAUAGUUAAUCAGUUUUAUAUACUGAAUGUUAACAACAAAAGACACUCUCCUACCAUUCAAUAACAAACAAAUUUUAAGAUAUGGAGUAAUGGCUCAUGUUACUAUGAAACGGAUUAACUGCCAUCUGAUGGAAUUUUUAUUAUCUACAAUUAUAAUUUUAUAUUGUAUCCGGUGAAAAUAUAAUAUACUGAUUGUUAUUUAAAGAAUAUUGUUUAUUUUUAUCAAAUAAAGCAAAUUUAUCCAAUUAAUUUGUGAUUCUUAUAAUUUAUCCAGAUUCGUGUAUGAUCGCAUAUAUAUUUGUAUAUAUAUAUAUAUAUAUAUAUAUAUAUAUAUGUUCGGUGGUGAUUGCACGAGUUAAAGCUAAUAAAAAUAUAAUAUAAGAAAUAUAUAAUACAAUAUAAGAAAAAUUGUUUUCAUUAUUUCUAACAUUUAAUAAUGCGAUGGUCAAUUUCGAAACCAGUUUAUUAUGGAUCAAUGAUUGCAACUACAGUUGGUGCAGUAUAUUUAACAAAAGAUUAUUUUGGUGGGAAAAAGUAUGAAGGAAAAGAGAAUUUAGAAGGUAAAGUUAUCAUUGUUACCGGUGCUAAUUCUGGUAUUGGGAAAGAAACAGCUCGUGCAUUUGCUGCACGGAACGCAAAAGUUAUCUUAGCUUGUAGAAAUAAAAAUAGAUGUGAACAGGCACGCAAAGAAAUUGUCCUUGAAACCAAAAAUAAACUUGUUUAUUGUAGAAAAUGUGACUUGGCAUCUCAAGAAAGUAUACGGACCUUUGUUACUCGAUUUAAAAAUGAAAAUUCUCAACUUGAUAUACUUGUUAAUAAUGGUGGUGUAAUGCGGUGUCCAAAAAGUUAUACAAAAGAAGGCAUUGAAAUGCAACUAGGAGUAAAUCAUAUGGGACACUUUUUACUUACAAAUUUAUUAUUAGACGUUUUGAAACAAUCUGCACCAUCUAGAAUUAUAAAUGUUUCAAGUAAUGCACAUUUAAAGGGAAAACUUCAAGUCAAAGAUUUAAAUAGUAUGGAAAACUAUGAUCCUUAUGAGGCAUAUGCACAAAGUAAAUUAGCUAAUAUUUUAUUUACAAGAGAAUUGGCAAAGAAACUAAAAGGAACACAAGUCACAGUUAAUGCAGUUCAUCCAGGAAUUGUUGAUACAGAAAUAACAAGACACAUGACAUUAUUUAAAAAUCUUUGGUUUAAAUAUUUUAUUAAACCAUUUAUUUGGCCUUUUAUAAAGUCACCUAAACAAGGAGCUCAAACAAUUUUACAUGUUGCAUUAGAUCCUAAUCUUGACAAUAUAACAGGUUCUUAUUUCAGUAAUAAUGAAAUUGUUAACAUUUCUGAGGAAGCUAAAGAUGACAAAUUGGCGAAAUGGUUAUGGCUAGUUAGUGAAAAAUGGACGAAGUUAAAUGUCAAUUAAUAUAGUAAAUGUAAUAUCAUUUAAAUUAAAAUGAAAUUGGCGUAAAAAUUGAUAUUUAUUUCGUCAUAAUAAUUUUAUUUGUACUAUUGUAUUAUUAAAUAAUCUUUUUAUUCAUAAAAGUGAUUAUGAAAAUUCCUUUUAACAAUUAAAUCAAUCGGAUUGAAUACCUUUUGAAAAAAAGUGCAUAAAAUUUAUUUUAAUAUAAAUAACCUUGCAAGGAAUGCCCGUUUUCACGAAUAUUCUCUAAACAUGACUUGUUAAAGCAACGAACAAGAUAUUUGUUGCUUUAAAGAAUCAAUUACUAUAUUAUAAAAGAGUGAACGUCAAAAGAAAGUAUGCUAAUUGUAAUUAUGAGGAGGAUGUAAUCACUAAAUAAAUAUGGCGUCUUUUCUGCCGCCAAAAUAGUUGAACACUUUUUACCACACGUGCAGAGCCC